Molecule: messenger RNA, 1108 nt
Organism: Chrysemys picta bellii (western painted turtle)
Lineage: Eukaryota; Metazoa; Chordata; Testudines; Emydidae
Gene: NME4
Product: NME/NM23 nucleoside diphosphate kinase 4
Biological process (GO): UTP biosynthetic process; CTP biosynthetic process; GTP biosynthetic process
Molecular function (GO): nucleoside diphosphate kinase activity
Source: RefSeq, a predicted model, not a curated record
UUCCCUUGUUCCUCGCCGGGACCGGGGAGGAGGGGGGAGCCUUCCCCGGCCCCGAACAAGCCUGGGGCGGACUAUAAAAUCCAGCUUGAGAAAGCAGAGUCCAGCGGUGGGUCUGUGCCCUGCUGUCCCGGUCCGCUGGGGGGCGGGGGGAGCGGGCAGCCCGGGUCCGAGCAUCAUGGGCUUCUUCCAGCGCUGCGUGGCCAGGAGCCUCCUGCAGGGCCAGCGGAGUCUGUGCGGCUCCACGCCGGGCUCGGAGCGCCUUAAGCCGGAGGCGGCGGCGCCAGCAGCCCGCUCCCUGGGGCCUGGCUCCAGGCGCCCCUACAGCGCCGGGAUCCCUGGGAUCCAGGAGCGGACACUGGUGGCGGUGAAGCCGGACGGAGUGCAGAGGAGGCUGGUCGGUGACGUGAUCAAGCGCUUUGAGAGGCGCGGAUUCAAGCUAGUUGGCAUGAAGCUGCUCCAGGCCAAUGAGGGGAUCUUGGCAGAACAUUACCAUGAGCUGCGGAGGAAGCCCUUCUACCCAGCACUGAUCCAUUACAUGACCUCAGGCCCAGUGGUUGCCAUGGUGUGGGAAGGUUACAAUGUGGUCAGGACUUCCAGGGCCAUGGUAGGAGAUACCGACUCCGCUGAAGCCAAGCCUGGGACGAUCCGGGGAGAUUUCAGCAUCCAUGUCAGCAGGAACAUCGUUCACGCCAGUGACUCAGUGGAGACGGCCCAGAGGGAGAUCAGUUUGUGGUUUCACAGCAGCGAGUUGGUGGACUGGGACUGCUGUGACUACAGUAACACUUACCAGCUCUGAAGGCCUCUCCUGUCCACAUUGCCUGGCCCAGAAUCUACUACCUCUGACAGCGUUGCCUUUCUGUAGCUCCUCGGGGCCCAGCGAGCAUGCCGCAGGUCCUGAUGCUGCAGGGUGGAGGCCACACUUCCUUCGCGUUGACUGUACUAGAGGCUGCACCUCCCUUCACCCUGCUGACUACCAGAUGUGGCAGACUUGCUCCUCUUGUCACCCUAGUGCCAAUAAGCCCUUGGAGAUCUGAUGUGCAUGAAGGAAGAACGAUGGGGUUAAGUCCUUGAAGGAUUCACAUUAAAACCUAAUUUGUUACAAAUGUGA